AUGUCUGACUCUGAGCCAUCCACCGCUCAGAUUCCAACCGUGGCCGACGAUAAUGUUGCCACUACAGCCGCCGCCCCGGCCUCUCCUCCACUCCCCUCGAAGCAUACGGCUGUUGCGCCGGGCCCUCGCGCAGCACGGUUUCAGAAAGUCCUCGACGACAGCCUGACACAUACCCUCGGCAAGAUCAGCUGGGACAACUUCGCCUCCUGCUUCCCCACCAUUGCCGCCCAAGCUCCCGCCAAUCUCAAGGGCGUGCAGAAGCAGAUGGUCGACCGCCUAGGCGUGCUGUGCCGAAAGGAGUUUGCGACCAUUGUCCAGAGCCGCAACGUGGUCGCCAAGCUGAAUGAGCUCGAAAGCCUUGUCAGCCAGGCGGAGAGGAGGAGGGAAGAGGCUGGUGCCAUGGACUCCGCGGACGUGCCAGUACCGCCACAUCUAUUGCCGGCCAACACUAUACUUGCCGCCCACUUGGCCCCUCACCUUGCGCAGCAGCAGUCACAGCUCAACGCGAAGCUGCAGACAACGCAGGCGCACAAUGCCAAACUAUUUGGGGAAAUACAGAAGCAGCGAUCGGAGCUAGAAUCACUGCUAUUGCUGCUAGAAAAGCUGUUCGCGGACAUUGAUGGUGCAAACCAGUCCAUGGACGGAGUCGUCGAUGAGCUCGCAAGGGAGACGAGAAGCGCCGAAGUCGAACUGUCUGGCCCUUGA
This is a messenger RNA of Pestalotiopsis fici W106-1, 705 nucleotides long. RefSeq lists its product as uncharacterized. The coding region runs from base 1 to 705 and encodes 234 amino acids. The record is from RefSeq and is a predicted model, not a curated record. Gene Ontology annotation, cellular component: MIS12/MIND type complex. Gene Ontology annotation, biological process: chromosome segregation. Lineage: Eukaryota; Fungi; Ascomycota; Sordariomycetes; Amphisphaeriales; Sporocadaceae. The transcript has 2 exons.